AUGCGGAAAGCCCUUGUCAUCACGGCAGCAGCUAUCAGCGGCCUUUCGCUGGCAGUCUCUCUAUACCUCUCGCACAAAAAGCGAUAUCUCGCAUCACAGGUUACCCACCUCUCGAAAUGCGGCCAGCUCUCGCCCUCAACACCUCGCAACAUCUCCUCCAUCCCUCCCGAGACUUUCGGCUCAAGGUACUAUACCCUCUACGACUACGCAUCCAUUUCAGCUCCUCGUCAUAGCCUACCGGACCUCGAGCUAAAUCAACUGCUGAGGCUCCUUCUUCGCCGAAAUAUGUCUUCAUUUGCAGCCUCGCCACAGGCCCGUCUUCUUAAACUCACGGCGUCGGACCCAGAGACCCUUCGGAGCUUUGACUCGGCGCACAUAGCAACUCUUGAUUUCACCGAGGGGGAUCUGGUCUGUAACGCGUAUCGAGUAAGAUUGUGCACUGCGGAGAAGGUGGAGUUUGAGUUUUUGUUUGGAGUCCAAGGACGGUUGGUGGUCGGUCUUGAGACGAGAGAGGACAAAGUAGUCUUCCAUAACGAAACCCUUAUGUGGAGGGAGAAGGACGCGAAGGUAAAGCUUCCACUAGAGAGAGGACUAGCAAACUGGGUCCAUGAGUUGACAGCUUGGUGGAUGCUGGACUCCGGGCCUCGAGUUGACCGAAUCCAAGUCAUUCUCGCCAUCCUCUCCUCUCGUAUCCAAUCUCCCCUUCCACACGUCAAUCUAGCAACCACAACGGGAUACUAUGUGCUCAGAGCGCGUCGACGAUCUCCUCCAUCGUUUCCCGCCUCCUUUACAAUUCCAAUGACCUCCACGGCCAUCAUGCCCGCGCGAUCGAGGUCCUCUCUUCGCGUCCUGCGCAGAGACCCCAACGACACGGGCGAGAAUCCCGCGGGCGCUCAACCAUCUCCCCCCAAGCGACCCCGUCUGAAUCCGCUGCCUACGCGUCGCCGAAAGAGCUCCCCCGAUCUCCUCAAUACUACAAUCGACAGUCCGCCCUCCGCCACGAACUCUACGAAGCUCCGCCGACCGCGACCGCUCUUCGCGCUUUCCACUCACACCACUUCCUCUCCGCCACCUGGUAGCAGCACGCCUCGAGCUAGAAACCUCCGCUUGCACCAUACACCUAACUCCAAUUCUGUGGCCUUCUACUUGAAUGGUGGUCGCGAGUCUCCCGAUCCCCUCGACACAAUCUCUCCUGCUCCUGCCCCGAAAGUGAAAUCCGUCACCUCCGCCUCCGCCUCCAAAUCCGCAACUCCGAAACCCAAACCAUCUACUACUAGUAGUACGCCCACGCCCACCUCCACGGCAUACCGCCAGCGGCGCCUCACGCAUUACCUGAAGUCAAAGUUCGACCCUGAACAAGCUGCAAAGAAGUCUCCUAAACCAAAGAUUCCCCGACCGGCUCUGUCACCCGUCGCACCACCCCUGGAAGAAUCAACUCCUCAGACAUUAGCAGUACCUGUCGAAACGGCUGAUCGCGCUGUUCCGGAGAAGCGGCGGAGCCUUCGCUCCCACGAUGGCGGGUCGAGGGUGAAGAGCGAAUUGGCGCUGUACUUUCCAAAUUAUGAUCAGAUCAUAAGCUUGGAGCCUCCAAAAACAGAGCUUCUCUCGGGGAAUACAGUAAUUAAGCUGAUUGACGACCUUACCGAGCCUCCCAUUCCUCCCUCUGCCUUUUCAGGCUUCGAUGCGGACACCCCGUUUGGAAACCCUCUGGUCAAUUUACACAAAUGCGAAGUCAUAACUCUACCUGACGUACGGUCAAACAAUGAGCCUGAACCCGAGCCUGAACUUGAGGAGAAAGAGGAGGAAGAAGAAGAAACAGAAGAAGAUCCACUGAACGAAGAACACUAUUUCAAAGCUCAUAGACGGCACGAACGACAAGAGAAACAGCUCCGAAACAUAGAACGCGACCGCGCUCAGCACGAGAAGCAACAACUAGACCGACUCCUGGAUGAGCUCCAAAGCCAAGACUGGCUACGAGUGAUGGGCAUCACCUUCCCAGGCCGCAGUCUCUCAGAGCAAGAGAAGAAAAUCUACGAGCCGAAACGCGACUACUUCAUCGCGGAGAUUUCGGCUCUGCUCCAGAAGUUCAAGGUCUGGAAAGAAGAGGAAAAGCGCCGUAAGCUCGACAAAGACUACAAGCCCGCGUCGGCGUCCUUCCUCUCCGAUGCCGCCGAGUCAUCAUCAUACGCAUACGCAAACGCAAACACAAGCGCGUCAAAAGACAAAAACGAAGACGAAGAAGCCUCGACAUUCCCCGAACCAAUCUCAGAUGACGCGGACGUCGAUACCCUAGCUGCCCGCCAACUCAUCCAGGAAGCCCGUUCCGCAACAGCCGGAAAGCGAAAACCGGAGCAGCCUGGACAAUUACAACCGCCUCCUCCUGAUCCCCUCAAACCAUUCACUUCGUUCUUCGACAAGCCGCAUCUCCGCGCGCAGGCUAUGUUGGGGAAUCGGAAGGGGCGCACGAGACUUGCGUUUGGGCAUCCCGUGCCGGAGCUCGGAGAGAGGGAUUUUGAACUUCCUGGGGACAUUCUGACGCCUGAGGCGAUCAAGGAUUGUCAGAGGAAGAGGAGACGAAUGAAGAGGGAGAGGACAAGCUUGGGGUGA
Messenger RNA from Aspergillus mulundensis, 2607 nucleotides. Its product is annotated as acetyltransferase SAS4-like domain-containing protein. The transcript has 3 exons. Gene Ontology annotation, cellular component: SAS acetyltransferase complex. Lineage: Eukaryota; Fungi; Ascomycota; Eurotiomycetes; Eurotiales; Aspergillaceae. Bases 1 to 2607 code for a protein of 868 amino acids. The record is from RefSeq and is a predicted model, not a curated record. Gene Ontology annotation, molecular function: histone acetyltransferase activity.